AUGUUGCAAGCUCAAUCACUUUCUCCCAGGCCUCCGGGCAUCAACCGUGGCCUGCAGACCAACAAUGCCAGGAUCACAGUGCAGGAGUACACUUUGCUCAGCUUCCUGCCGGGCUUGUAUCGACAAAUCGUGCAGGCGUCCUACGACACCGGAGCCGUCAUUGAUCACCUCGUCUCGACAUCGCCUGAGAUUUGGCCUCGAACGGGAUGGAACCCUCUCUACGAAGCGGAGCUCGCCGACGCCUACCUGUCCAUCAUCCGGACGCUUGCAAGAUCAUCUUCUGGCGAAGCCGACGUCGUGGUGUCCGAGGCUCUCAUGUCCAAACUCGAAGGGGCUAUGGCGUUGGACAACAAUGAUACACGCAUGAGGGGCGGUCGCUUCAUCCAUCGACGGAGUCAGCACUUAUUCCGCUGCUUAGCCGAAGUCUCGCAUCAAGCCAAAAGCUCGAAAAUUGGGAACGUCUUGGCACAGUUCUUCUACAGAUAUGCUUCUGAGAUUGCUUCGGUCGAUCAGUCGUCGGCGCUUUGCCAGUGGUGCUACGCACUCUUGCGUGCCACUACAACGGACAUGGAUCGCUACGAUUGCCUCAAGCGAGUACUACGUGUACGGCCGGACUUGCCGGCCAAGAUAGCUGGGUCAGGUAACAAGGCGCACAAGGUGGCCCAGCUGCUUGACCGAGUCGCCACGAAUAUGAGCAGAAGAGAGCUCAAGCCUCGGGUGGAGGCCUUAGACUGGUGUUACCCUGAAUGA
Messenger RNA from Zymoseptoria tritici IPO323, 750 nucleotides. RefSeq lists its product as uncharacterized. The record is from RefSeq and is a predicted model, not a curated record. The transcript has 3 exons. NCBI's taxonomy places the organism in Eukaryota, Fungi, Ascomycota, Dothideomycetes, Mycosphaerellales, Mycosphaerellaceae. The coding region runs from base 1 to 750 and encodes 249 amino acids.